Messenger RNA from Daldinia vernicosa, 1240 nucleotides. RefSeq lists its product as uncharacterized. The record is from RefSeq and is a predicted model, not a curated record. Lineage: Eukaryota; Fungi; Ascomycota; Sordariomycetes; Xylariales; Hypoxylaceae. Bases 1 to 1239 code for a protein of 412 amino acids. The transcript is spliced from 5 exons.
AUGGCGGAGCGCUCUAAAACGCCCACGCCGCGCCUUUCGGACGGCAGCGAAAUAAAUAACGAUAUUGACCUGCCCUCGAAAAGGCCUGCAGCCGCAACACCUAAGCAUUCAACCUCACACUUUGAGGUCUUCAUACGGCAAAUAUCAUCAGCGGAGAAAAUCUGCAGUUUUGCUGCACCAAUAAUCGCGUCUUGUAUUCUUCUUGACCAGUAUCCGCCUGGGAUGCAUCUUUUUAAACCUGUGGAAGUAUACCAGAAACUUUACCGCACUGCCUGUAUGCAAGCCGCAAGAGCUGUGCUAGGCCAAAACCCUUCCGCUGCGUGGGCGUGUACACUCUCAAGUUGUGCGCAGACGAGAGCACUUGCCAGACCCGUACUAGACUCGACAGCCCAGCCAAUCAACGUGCAAGUCUACAGGCAUAUCGCCAUCGCUUAUAUGAAGAGGUAUAUGGCAACGAGGUCCAUAGAGGGCAUCUUAGGUCUGGUCGACGACGAAGAGCUGCCGAGCGAUUACUAUGCCGACGAGGAUUACGUCGACGCGGGCCAAACAGCUAAACUUCAUAUAAGACAGGCGUUAAGACUUCUGUGGCAUAUUCCUUCUUCUUCCUACGCGGCCGAAGACUCAUCCGCAACCUAUUUGGCGUCCUUCCUGACCAAGCGCGGGGCCGGGCGCGGGGCUGCUGCGGGUGGGCGUGUCUACGUUGAGCGCGUGGAAGCCGCGGAGGGUGGGGGGCGGCGAGAACACGCUUUGGGGUGGCGUGUCGUCAACAGGGCGGGACGAGGUGCUGUGCAGGCGAUACGACGAUGGGGGGAUGCCGGGUCGUGCCGGCGUGAAUGCCGAGCGGCCCGCAUUGCUCGGGCUGUAAGAGCAGAAUAUAAAAGGGUGCUUGUCUCGCAUAUAGAAGAAGCCGUAGACGUUACGAUAUCAUCGCUGCUACUACAAUUUACUUCCUUCUUUGUCCAGCGGUCGCUGCUGCUGCUGUUGUUGCUGUUGCUGCUGCCACUUCAUGAACUGCAAUACAACCUCUCGCCCUCGAAUUUAGCGGAGCACGGAUUACACCCUUGGUACCAACAUCUCUUAAUCAACCUCCCGCUGCUUAUACUAUGUAGGGCCUGCCGUGGCUCUCUUGUUCGCAUCACGAUCGCAAACGGGCCUGGCGACUACGCUUUGACACCGGAGGAGAUCGAGUCGGCCACUUCUAAGGAGGCUAACCUGGACCUCCAGGCCAUCGCCGGCUAAA